Anopheles aquasalis is the source of this 5083-nucleotide messenger RNA. RefSeq names its product WD repeat-containing protein 44. The record is from RefSeq and is a predicted model, not a curated record. Lineage: Eukaryota; Metazoa; Arthropoda; Insecta; Diptera; Culicidae. Gene Ontology annotation, molecular function: protein binding.
AGAAGUAACGAAAAUUUUUGGCACCGCAGCAAGCCUUGGCCCCUUGGCUCUUCGAAAGGAGCAAUCUUCGCCGAAAUUGCAUUGUUGAGUGCUGUAGGUGAGUCCAAUUUGGUGUGGUCUUUGCUGUCCACUUCUAUCGGUGGAUGAAGCUAGUGGCGCCGCCUCAGCCAUGGCCAGUGGGAGCGAAAGUUCGGACGAGUUCUUCGAUGCUGUGGAAGACGGUUCACCCACUGUCUACAAAGACGCGUCGGAAGGCAGCCCGCUCAGUUCCGGUAACACCGAUGGAAACCCAGUAGGCCAGGAUAACAACUCGCAGUCAUCAUCGCAGGCGCAGGCUACAAUCAAGCCGGUACUGGUAUCCCAUCGUAAUCAGCGAUUUAGAGACUUACGUCAAAGCAUGCAAAACGAUGACGACGAAAAUGCGGGCAAUAUAUUGACCCCUGACUCACAGACCAGCUCUGCGGAAGGUUUGUACAUUCCAGCCAGUCGAUCAAACUACCCUUUCCGGGUGAUCGAAAGUGAUGUAGCCAGCAUACACAGCAUAUGUUCUCUGGGAAUAGUUGGCCGAAUCAUGGCAGGUGGAAGCAUUGAUAUCAGUGGACACAGUACGGGAAAGGAUUCAUCUACCAGCCGGGCUCUGCUCAAUAAACCGAUAGUCGCACCAGAGCCAAAAAUUAUUGAUAGAACCAAGGAUCCGGAUGUAAUCAGCAGCACAAAGCAGACGAAGGCGGGAUCGAAAUCGAAUAUCUUUUCGUCGACCACUACUAUGGAACCACCAGUGGCGCCACCGAGGCGAAAGAAAAAGCUGCGCAAACAGUCGAGCAGCUCAUCGGAGCAGUUCAACUUGAACGAGGGCCGCCGACUACCAGCAGCGGACAGCUCUUCCAGUGAGAAAUUGUCCAUGAAGAGACCUGCACAACCUCCGCCGGCACCACCGACUUUUGGCAAAGCGUCUGGUCCAGCAGACGGCAGCAGUACUAUAAGUACAAGCACCGACAGUACUGUUGCCAGCAGCAGUGCCAGCGGGUCUGAGGUAGCAAUCGGCGGCCCUGAGGCUCUGCCGAUGGCUGCUGUGAGCUCCACCGGCGACACACCAGCCGUACCAGCGGUAGAUGCUUCCGAUGUGCCAACUUGGCCCGCCACGCUCGAGUCGAUUACGCGGGAGAUCGAAAAUUCAUUCAAAGAGUCGUCCGCACCGACGGCUUCCCCAGUAAUGAUUUCCAGCGGUAAUGUCCCGGGCCUGGAUACGGCUGCUGCCGGUAGCGCGGCGACUUCGGGCAGCUCUAGCAGCAGUCGUCUGAAACUGGGGCAACUGGCCUCCUCGUUCUCUCACGGCACUGGCGGUGAAGGACAGUCUGGUUUAGUCACUGGUUCGAUGAACCGUUUGACGCAUCUGGUAACGAGCGGUCGCGAAACGGCACACGGUGGCAUGGCAUCCGGUGGGCGCGAUUGGUCGGCCACUACAACGAUCAGUCCAUCUGGCAGCGUUAAGAGCAAUUCGGCACCGGCGCGCGUAAGCUGGAUCGAAGGAGGCGUGAUCGGGUUGAACAUCUACAAAGCCACCAAGGGCCAGUUCGUGGUGAAGCCAACGGAUGGCGCAUUCAACAAGGCGGAGGGCCCAUCGCGGGACGAGAUAGCACGGGUGGAAAGGUUGCGCAAAGUCGGGCCUCCGUUGGAAGGAGCCGCUAGUGGAGUCACCGUGGGUGGUAGUGGUAACCGUCGUAUGAACCUCUCCGCUACCGGCACCAAUAGCCUAGAGAGCGGCACCCGCGGCCUCAGCCCUCUCGCCAAGCAGGUUUACCUAAAGGAGCGACGCAAGUCGGCUGGUGACGAGGAGAUGCUCAAGCAGCUGAACAUGUACGUGCGCACGCGCACUGACUCCGGCAAGGAGCUAACGGACCUGGAAAUCCUCGAACAAGUGCCGGUGAAGAACCUAGACACGGGUGAAAACUUCCCGCUGUCGGCCGUGGAAGAAAAAUUACCGCAAUGCAUAAAUCCGCUAUCGCUGCACAUAAUGCGCCUGACGAGCCACAUCCCCGAGACCGACGAGGAGUCCGUGGCGGCCCAGCCCGACUGUGAUUCGAUCCAGCCCGACGACGAAGAGGAACUGGAGUCGAAGGGGUCCGAGCGGGGACGGCAGAAGCGUAAAACUGCCCGCAUUAAGCACUUUAUCCGCUCGACUACCCGCAAAACGGUCAGCAAGGCUCGCUCGAUCGCAUCGGAGCUGACGCACGCGCGCCAUAAGGAAGAUGUGGCAGACAUACGGGACGUGAGCAACCCCGAGCAGAACAUCAAGAUCAAGGCGUCCAGCACGAACAAAGGGCCAUAUGAUUUCGCCAAGUUGCAGCACGUGCAGGAUCUGCGGGGCGCCUGCAAGUCAGCCGUCUGGUGCAUGAAGUUCAGCUGCUGCGGGCGCCUGCUGGCGACGGCGGGCCAGGAUAGAAUGCUGCGCAUCUGGGUCCUGCGUGACGCCUACCCGUUCUUUGCGGAUAUGCGUACGAAGUACAAUGCAGUACCGAAGUCUUCACCGACGCCGUCACAAGAAUCACUCAACUCGUCGCACAAUUCAACUGAGGAGGCAUUGGCACUCGAGGCGGCCAGCGGCAACUCGAUCGGUCCAUUCAUGUCGCGCUCAUUUUGCACCUACUCCGGUCACACGUCGGAUUUGCUGGAUGUAUCAUGGUCCAAAAACUACUUCAUCCUUUCGAGCUCGAUGGACAAAACGGUGCGACUGUGGCAUAUCUCGCGCCGUGAGUGCCUCUGCUGUUUCCAGCACAUUGAUUUCGUAACGGCGAUCGCCUUCCACCCGCGCGACGAUCGCUAUUUCCUUAGCGGCAGCCUGGACGGUAAGCUGCGGCUCUGGAACAUCCCGGAGAAGAAGGUGGCACUGUGGAACGAGGUGGACGGGCAAACCAAGCUGAUAACGGCUGCAAAUUUUUGCGAAAACGGCAAAUUUGCCGUCGUCGGCACCUACGAUGGACGGUGCAUAUUCUACAACACCGAUCAGCUCAAGUACCACACCCAGAUUCACGUACGAUCGACCAGAGGUCGCAAUGCUGUCGGGCGCAAAAUUAGCGGCAUCGAACCGAAGCCAGGGGAGAAUAAAAUUCUGGUCACGUCGAACGAUAGCCGCAUCCGAUUGUACGAUCUGCGCGAUUUGAAUCUGAGCUGCAAGUACAAGGGAUACUUUAACUCGUCGUCGCAGAUCAAAGCUUCUUUCAGUCAGGAUGGCAAGUACGUCGUGUCGGGCUCAGAGAACCAGUGCAUUUACAUUUGGAAGACGCACCACGAGUAUAAUAAGCUGAGCACGGUAAGGGUCCGUCGCGAUCGUAGCGACUUUUGGGAAGGCAUCAAAGCGCACAACGCAACCGUUACUUGUGCCAUCUUUGCCCCACAUCCGGAAGCCAUCAUUCAGCUGGAUCCAGACGAAACGGCCAGUUUGGAAUGUCCUUCCCCAAACGCAUCUUCGGGUUCAAUGAGCGACAAAAACGGAGGUCGUGGCUACGUAUUGGUGAGUGGAGACUUUAACGGCAGCAUCAAAGUGUUUAUCAAUAAGACAAAGCCGAAGCACAGCAGCCUGCCGUACACCGCGAUAGCGGACUAAGACGAAUCUUGGACACGUACCGCGGCGCUUAGCCCCUAGGCACACGCACACCAACGCACAGGUGGUCCAAUUUAACUACCGAUGAGCAGAAAAGGCAGCACAGAGCAAUCGAUUCAUGGCGUUAGUUUACAGUAUAGCGGGCGACCGAGUUUUAUGCAUCAGAGAUGACUUCCAGCGGCUGGAAGAGGGUAACACAUAGCAAUAUCUUGUUUAAAGAAUGUUUUAAUGUAUUGAUUGCGUUACGAGCUAAGAAAGCAUCUAGUACCGUACGGUGUACCUUAUGCCUUCGUUUAGGGUUUCAUCAGCAGGAACCAUCUAAGGUUCUUGGCUUUCUUUAUUUAAUCCCAUAGCACAACGACAGCGUUGUUAUAUCCAAGUGAGCGCUUAUUGUAUCCAAGAUCACCUGCACAAUAGGCUGCUAUGUUAAUUUUUUACUAUAUUAAUUCUGCAAAAAAAAACCAAUAACCGUUACCCGCAUGUUUGCCAAAAUUUGCGAGCUGUUUCCUCUGCAAUGUGGCAUAAUUCAAGUGAUGUGGUACUAGCCUUGAGGUGCAGUUUUGUAAAUUUUCCAAAAAAAAACGAACACAAUUCUCGCCAAUAAUACGAAAAACUUUGCUUCGAUACAUCACUAGUAACUUGUUAUAGCCACUUAACGAAAACAAAAAGGCAAGCAUCAACUAACGAACGAUGGUGUAGAAAACCAGGUACAAGAUGCAGAGCAGCAGAAGCUACUUAGUUAUCCCAAGGAGAUUGCGCUGCAGCUGCAGGGAGAAUGCAUCAUCAGAAUGCCACAGACAGCUUUUCGUGUUCAGUUCGCAGUUCCUAUAACAAUACGCAUUUGUUUUCAUUAAUUUAUCACUUGUUUCCACCUUUUCACUGUACCAAUCGAAUACUUUGUAACUAAAUAGAGAACACCACGUACGAACGAACUCGUCUACACACUCACGGCUACCGGACGGUUACGUGCCUUUACGUAUGCUUGCAUGAUACUUCAUAAGCUGCUCUGUUUCACCCGUACCGGAACCGAUGCGGUGUAGUUAGUGUUUAGGAUUUGCGCUUAACCUCUUAUCAGACGCUUAUAGGAAUCACAUAUUAAUAGUACACCUAGUGAGUGUCGUGGAUCGUCACGAAACACCGUCGAAACGGACGGUCUAGUUUUACCAAAGUUAGGAUGCGCUCGUGUUCAUUCAUUUCUCUUAGUCGUUCAGUACGAAACUUGCAAAUUCAAGGGUUGUUGUUGGCAUGACAAUAGUAUGUACUUCGGCGAGCUGUCGAAAUACGGUGUGGCUGUAAUUGUUAUGUGCAGAACCGUAGAACCAUCAAAGCUCAUUCAGGCACACGCCGGGCACCCGACGCAAAAAAAAAAAAGGAAACCGAUGCAUAUAUAUUUGUUCAGCCAUCCAUUGUUGAUUGUUGUUUCACGUGUGUCCUUUUUCGUUUUUAACAUUAGUUUUUGUUUUGCUUUUUUCUUUUGUUGUU